AUGAAGCUGAACCUUCCAGUGGACGAUGUGGAUGACAAGGAGCAAGAGAGCGAUACGUCAGCCGAAAAGUUCAUUUCUCCAGGAGAUGAGAAGGGGGGAAAGGCGGACCGGCAAACGAAAGAUGUAGCGAAAUCUGAAGAUGUUGCUGUAACAGAAGAAAAGCAGAACGCGUUGAAAAAUGCCAGUGCAGUUGAAGAACCGAGUUUCAUCGAAAAUCCAGCCGCGCUGAAGAGUCUCAAUGAGAUCCGUUCCUAUGUUGCAAAAGAAUUCGAAGAUAUCAGUGAAAUUUGGUCCGAGAGUUACAAAAGCGGCACUGAAAGGGAAGAAACUGGCAAAGAUGAGAAUUCUCUCCUGGAGCGCACUACUGACGGUCGAACGAGUUUUGGUUUCAAUCGUAGCGAGUUAUGCGACCUCUUGUCGUCGUCUAUUUCGGAAUUAAUGGCAGAUGCAGCUUCACAACGGCGCCGUUCAUUAUCGAAAACACAGGUGCCCCGCUACAGGUUGAGCGAUUCACUUCUGGAGGAUUCUUUUAGUUCCACUCCCAGGUCACCACGUGCCCCUCAAGAGCGUUUCACAACAAAAAUGCCUACAUCACCUCGAUCGACAGCACUGGUGGAAAAAUGCCUAGACAGUUCAUUGGUGGAUAUGAUGGUGAAAUCUGAGAUACCAAAGGUGAUUAGUGAUGAUAAAAUACGAGAAAUUGAUGAACAGAUGGCUUCACUCAAACUGAGAAGUCCAUCGUUUGAGAAGAGCGAAGACGACCGUCCAUCAGAGGUCAAUACAUCUUUGAAUGACACAUACGAAAAUCUAUUGGAAAUAGAAAGGCCGUCUUCCGUAUUCGAUAAGAUCAGUUCAACUCCUCCUCCGAUGAACCCGUCUUUAAAACAUGGUUGGUAUAUCUAUAAACAUUGUGAUUUCUUCAUAGAAGAAUAG
This is a messenger RNA of Cooperia oncophora, 933 nucleotides long. Lineage: Eukaryota; Metazoa; Nematoda; Chromadorea; Rhabditida; Trichostrongylidae. The record is from the annotation of a GenBank genome assembly.